Sorghum bicolor (sorghum) is the source of this 656-nucleotide messenger RNA. RefSeq names its product 60S ribosomal protein L37-3. The record is from RefSeq and is a predicted model, not a curated record. Gene Ontology annotation, cellular component: cytosolic large ribosomal subunit; ribosome. Gene Ontology annotation, biological process: translation. NCBI's taxonomy places the organism in Eukaryota, Viridiplantae, Streptophyta, Magnoliopsida, Poales, Poaceae. The transcript is spliced from 4 exons. The coding region runs from base 134 to 418 and encodes 94 amino acids. Gene Ontology annotation, molecular function: structural constituent of ribosome; RNA binding.
CAAAAAGCCCAGUGACCAGUGCCGCGUGCGUCCGCCGCUAUAAAGCGCUAGGGUUUUCCCACGCCGCCACUACCCCCAACCCGACCACGCCGCGCCUCCGCCUCGAACCCUAGCCGCUCGGAGCAAGGAAGGAAUGGGGAAGGGUACGGGCAGCUUCGGCAAGCGCCGGAACAAGACGCACACGCUCUGCAUCCGCUGCGGCCGCCGUAGCUUCCACCUCCAGAAGAGCACCUGCUCCUCCUGCGGCUACCCCGCCGCUCGCAUCCGCAAGUAUAACUGGAGUAUUAAGGCCAUCAGGCGCAAGACAACUGGUACUGGAAGGAUGAGGUACAUGCGACACGUGCCUCGCCGUUUCAAGAGCAACUUCAGAGAAGGGACUGAGGCUGCCCCAAAGAAGAGUGCUGCUGCUGCCAACUAAGUCUGGAUUUUGCCAUCAAGAACCUGAAAAGCAUUGUACUUCUGAACUAUUUAGCCCUAAUGCUAUGGAAGUAUGGUUUAUAGUGCUUUGAAUUAAAGUCAGACGCCCCUGGUGGUUUGUAUCUUUUUUUGGUGAUGAGUAUGGUUUAUUUGUUAUCCCAGUUCGAUGCUCAUUCAAUUGUCUUUGUCUACGUUUACCGAGUUGAUAAAUACAGUGGGCGAUGAUUUCUCUGGUGGCA